CCAUUUACAUAUGAAAACAGGAGACGGCAGACGCAUUGAAGGUUGCACCAGUAUGGCACCUUCUUCCCCUAUAGUUUUCUCGGUGAGACGUAGCCCGCCGGAGUUAGUGGUGCCGGCAGAGAAAACACGUAAUGAAUUGAAGCGACUGUCAGACAUAGAUGACCAAGAAGGCCUCCGUUUUCAGCUUCCAUUUAUUAUGUUUUACUCAAACAAUAAUCCGUUGAUGCUACAGAAAGACCCCGUGAAGGUCGUUAGAGAAGCUUUAGCUAAAGCACUGGUGUAUUACUAUCCCCUCGCCGGCAGGCUUAGAGAAGGACAUAACCGGAAACUUACGGUGGAUUGCACCGGAGAAGGUAUCUUGUUCGUUGAAGCUGAGGCGGACAUCACACUCGAGCAGCUUGCUGACACAAUUCAACCGCCAUGCCCAUAUAUUGAUGAGCUUCUACAUGAUGUGCCUGGCUCUAACGCUAUCCUUGGAUGCCCUUUGCUACUCAUUCAGGUGACCCGUCUGCUAUGUGGGGGAUUCAUCCUGGCAGUACGACUAAACCACACCAUUAGCGAUUCUCUUGGGUUGGUCCACUUCCUUAACACUGUUUCAGAGAUGGCAAAUGGUGCAGAUGCACCAUCGCAGCAGCCUGUGUGGCAAAGAGAGAUCUUUAGUGCGCGAGACCCACCACGGAUAACAUGCGUACAUCACGAGUACGAGGAGCAGGUGAUUGAUAACAACAACACAACAGCAAUAUUAAUGGAGGACAGCAUGGUCCAUUGGUCGUUCUUUUUCGGUCCCAAAGAGAUGAGAUCAAUACGGGGGCAUCUUCCACCACACCUUCGGACAUCCUCCACCUUUGAGAUACUCAGCGCUUGUUUAUGGAGAUGCCGCACGAUUGCCCUUCAGUUCGAUCCCAAUGAGGUUGUUCGUCUAUCACCCAUGAUAAAUGCACGCGGUAAGCAAGGGAUACAAGUGCCUGAUGGAUAUUAUGGCAAUGCAUUUGCUUUCCCAACUGCAGUUACAAAGGCUGGAUUACUCUGCGAAAAUCCUUUAGAAUAUGCAUUGGAGAUGGUGAAGAAGAAAAAGUCAGAAAUGAGUGAAGAGUACAUCAGAUCAGUGGCAGAUCUCCUGGUGAUCAAAGGACGCCCUAAGUAUACAACAGCUGGGAACUAUCUUGUUGCUGAUACAACACGUGUCGGCUUUGGAGCCAUUGAUUUCGGGUGGGGCAAGCCGGUUUAUGGGGGUCCGAGCGGGGCCAUACCAUUUAUAAGCUUCUAUGCAAGUUUCAGAAACAGCAAAGGUGAGGAUGGGGUUGUAGUGCCGAUAUGGUUGCCAUUGCCUGUAAUGGAAAGAUUUCAACAAGAGCUGCUGAAAAUAAUUGAUCAGAAGCCGAAUAGGAUUAUGUCCAUGCUCUAAAGCAGUUGUUGUAGAAGAUAUAUUAUGUUUUUAUUAUAUAUAAAUUAAGGUAUGGCAAAUAAAAAGUUAACAUGUAGAAAGUAUUAGUGAUCGGAUUUAUGCCCUAAAAGUCGGCCACUUUCAUAUGUAUAUUGUAAGAGUCCAUGGCCUUACUCUCAAAAGACACCUUAGGAAAGGGGGACACUUAAUACACCCACUCACGUGUGGCACUAUUGUCCGAACACGUGUAUUGCAUCAAUACGGCAACAGGAGGGAAGGUCCAAUCCUCUCUCUAAGACGCUUUGAGAGAGAAGGGGGUGUACAUGGCUUAUAAAGUCUACAAGACAAGGAUUUCUUAGCAAUGUGGGACACUUUAACAUAUAUAUGUAUUACUUUUUCGGUUUAUUAAUAAAGUUGUUUGUUUUUCUGAAUUU
This is a messenger RNA of Alnus glutinosa, 1818 nucleotides long. Its product is annotated as methanol O-anthraniloyltransferase-like. The record is from RefSeq and is a predicted model, not a curated record. The coding region runs from base 11 to 1405 and encodes 464 amino acids. Gene Ontology annotation, molecular function: acyltransferase activity, transferring groups other than amino-acyl groups. Lineage: Eukaryota; Viridiplantae; Streptophyta; Magnoliopsida; Fagales; Betulaceae. The transcript has 3 exons.